Molecule: messenger RNA, 6782 nt
Organism: Solea senegalensis (Senegalese sole)
Lineage: Eukaryota; Metazoa; Chordata; Actinopteri; Pleuronectiformes; Soleidae
Gene: emilin1a
Product: elastin microfibril interfacer 1a
Exons: 14
Coding region: 2322-5537 (1071 amino acids)
Molecular function (GO): protein binding
Source: RefSeq, a predicted model, not a curated record
ACUACCAAUGUUGCGCAAACGUGUGUGUGUGUGUGUAACACCACUGACUUGUGGAAUAUGGUUCUUGUCUAAACCAAACACCGCUACAGCCCAGAUGAUUUGAAGUCUCCAAAGAAUAAACAUUUGAAUUAUCCCUAAGCUGUUCAUAAGCACACGUCUCCAGUAGUGUUAAUAUUUUUUUUGUUUCAUGUGAAAUAUCUUGACAACAGCGUUAUUGGAUGGAUUUCUAUUAUACUUGGUCCAGAUGCUAAAGCUCUCCUUGAUCCUCAAAGGGUCAAACAGUUGAAUCUCUUUAAAUGUUUUGGUCUGUGACCCAAAAAUAGCAUCUCUUAUAAAACUAUGAAAUUAGAAUUAAUCUGGCUCACAAAGGCUGCUUCCAAACACUUGAUGUCAGGACUGUGUCUGAAGAAUGUGGAGAGGCAGGGGCUCUGUGUGAGUGUCUGACCAAUGUUGCUCUGGACACUCUGAGAUUUUCCUGCCAGCUCUAAUCUUGUCUAAUCUCCAGAUAAUGUCUGAGUGAGCUCAUGUGAAAAUACAGCAGCAGAAACUACUGAUAAUCUAUAGUGACUGUCCUGUUUUUUGCAGGCUCAAGGCAGACAAUUGUCUGGACGCAGACAUUAAAUGUAAUACAUGUCUGAAAAGUCCCGUAUUUCGGCAACCAUUUGUUAAUUUGAGACUUUUUAGCCUAAAUGCAACACAAUUCAGGGAAAAGUAAGGUUUGUAUUAUAGUCGAGCCGGGAUCAUUUCAUCCUGUGUGCUGAGACGUUGACUCUGAUCAGUGUUUGUCCACCAUAAGGGAUAAUGCAUAAAAUAUUAGACUAUUUAGAGCACAGUCUGAAUGUGAAACACAUGCACCAAAUUAUAAAGAAGCUGAUACACGUGGGGCAGGAAAUUCCCUCAAGUGCGUUUACAGUAUAAGAUACGGAAGCUAUAUCACUCACAGAUGGAUUCAUUUUCAUGGGAUUUCUAACAUGUGUUUUUGCAUCAGUUCACUUACUGUUCACCACUGCAAUUUACAUGUCAUCAAGUCUGACCUCAUUCCGACGCCUGGUGUCUUUAUAUAGACCCUAUACAGCAGAGGUCUCAAACUCAUGGCCCGCGGGCCACAUGCGGUCCUCCAAAAAGUUAUUAAUGGCGUUAUUUCUGUAUGCUUUUUUUUUUUAGUGAUAGAUAUAUAAUAGAAUUUUGCAUUGUAAAUAAAUUGUUAUUGUGAACACAGACACUUUUAUUUUGAAAUGUAAAAUCUAUUUUUAAAAGCAAAAUAACCGUGCCAUGCUGUGCCGAGGCAAAUAGAGUCGCGUUAGUGGAAAAGCGCCAACACUAUGCACUUUAAAGGUCCAGUAGGCAACAUUUAUCAACAUUAAUUGAAUACAAAAUUCAAUAUUAUUCAUUUAUCACCCAUAAAUGAAGAACUGUAGUGUUAGUCAUUGAAGUAAGACUAUAAUAUUACAUUACAUGUCAUUUAGCAGACGCUUUUAUCCAAAGCGACUUAGAAUAAGUGCAUUUCAACAUUUGGAUACAAAGAGAAUUCAGUUUGUUGCUAUUAUGCAACUUCACCCAUAGAUGCCACUGCAUCCUACACAUUGAUCAUGUAAAUAUGUAUGUAUGGAAGCUUGUUAUGGAUGAAGCUUGAUCCCCACGUGUAAAAUGGCACUGCUUCUGUUCUUACACCCUGAAAACGCGACGUAUGGGGGGGGAUUCAGGGUCUGCACCACACGCUGACCAUAACUAUAAAGUGACUGCCAACGAAACAGGAAUGAGACUAUUUUUCAAACUGUCACCGUGGCAGCUCAGAGGAAGUGUGCAGUGAUUAUAUUGCACUACAGGGAGUAACCUUCAAGUGCUGUCUUUUUACUUUACUGUGGUGAAUAGAGUGUGAAAUGUGUCGGCAUCGCUGUGUGUAUAUGUUUGACAUGUGCAUUAAAGUGUGCGCUACAUUGUCUGUCAGGUCUGAAUAAUCUGCAGAAAAUUAACUUCUGUCUCCUUCCAUUUGUUCUUAGGCCUAAACCUACAUGACAGGCCCUCACUGUUGCUGCUGACCUCUGCAGCUCACAGGCCUCCAGCUCAUAAUUCCUGACCAGCAGGACUCCUCUGCCGUAGAAGCUGUGCUGGAGGUGCUGCUUCUCUGUCGCUCUGUAAAGUUACAUUUUAACUUGCAUGAUGUGACUCUGGGAACUCUUGUGUGUCUGUGAGACCAUCAGGAGCCAUCAGAGAAAACGUCUAAUGAACACACUCAGCAAACCUGACCUGCUCUGACCCCAACACCACAGGAGGACGAUCAAGUCCCUGUCCCUUUUCUCUGGGACACUUCUGCGAGGCAGAUGCUCUUCAUCGAGCUGAGGAACGAGCUCCAAGUGUGUUCCACCCUCAUGUUGUGUCAGAUCACGAGGAGGAGGAUGAUGAUGAUAAGGAUGAUGAUGAAGGGGACCGCGUUUUACCUGCUCGCCGUCAUGUUGGCCCGGGUCUGCUCGGGUCUUGGAUAUGCGGAGUCCAGUGUUCAGACCGGACAGAGAGCAGCGAGCAGACACAGGAACUGGUGUGCUUAUGUGGUGACUCGCACGGUUAGCUGUGUGAUGGAGGACGGGGUGGAGACGUACAUAAAACCGGAUUACCAGCGCUGCACCUGGGGACAGUGUCCUAGAGUUGCCUACCGGACAUACAGGAGGCCGAGGUAUAAGGUAGCUUACAAGAUGGUGACAGAAAUGGAGUGGAAGUGUUGCCAUGGUUACUCCGGGCAAGACUGCCAUGAUGGGCCACAGGUAACCACCACCACCAACACUCAGGUCAAUGGAGGGCGACCUCGUGUCACACAAACGGGCUUCAACACAGGUGGCGGGCAGAGAGGAGAAGGUGACUCGGAGAAGAUUAAACAGCUGGAGGAGACGAUCCGUGGUCUGAGCAAAGACCUGCACAACAUGCAGACCACCAUGCACGGCAUGAACCAGAGGCUGUCUGGUCUGAGUGGAUCAAUUGUCCCCGCUGAUUCAGCUCAGCCACACAUGAAAGAAACCAUCAACAGCAUCCAGACGAAGCUGGACCACCUGUAUAACAGGACGCAGGUCCAUGAUCAGACUCUGCUCACCAUCAACAACCACCUGGUGAACGGUGGGGGCAACGAGCUGGAUGGAGCUGGCACAGGAGGAGGAGGAGGGGGAGGAGCUGCGGGGAACCAGCUGAACUCGCUGAAGGAGGAGAUACUGACAGAGCUUGAGAGAAGAGUGUCUCUGUCCUGCUCCGCCUGCCAGGCUGGUGUGGAAGACCUGAGGCGCCAGCAGCAAGAAGACCGGGAGAGGAUCCAGGCCCUGGAGAAACUGCUCAGUUCUAUGGACCAGCACUUGAGGCAGAGCGUGGAAAUGUCCCACAGUGAGACUCUACGCUCCCAGGCCUGCUGUAAAACAGUCUCAGAGUUUGAAAAGAAGCUGUCUGAUGUAGAGGUCCGAGUCACCUCCACUGCAAACAAAUGUGAAACCAUUAAAGGACGCCUGGACAAGGAGCUCGCCGGGACGGGUGGAGGAAAGGGAAAAGUGACGGAGGACAGGUUGAACGGCAGACUGAGAGAAUUAGAGAAGAGGGUGAACAACACUGUGAGGAAGGUAGAGCAGAGGUGCACUAAUAGUGGGAACAACAUGAAGGACAGUGUCCAGCGAGACGUCACACAGCUGCGUAACAUGGUCCUCACUCAGAUGGAUGACCACACCUUUAAGAUAGGCAAAAUAGAGCUGGACGUGGCCGUCCUCGGAGACACAGUGAGGGAUCACAGUCGACGUUUAGGUCAGCUGGAGAACAUUACAACGAUUUUAGACCGAAGAUUAACGUCAACCACAAACAUGUGCAAUGAGACCUGUGGGCCUAAUGGAAAAGGAGAAAAGACUGAGGAGACUGUGAAAACACUAGAGUGGAGAGUUGUGGCCAAUCAAGAGGACAUCCAGAGGUUUGACACCAAGUUAAAUGAUUUGUCUGUGUCAGGAGACUCCUUAAGUGACAAAGUGAUCACCUUAACGGAUGACGUCAAAAAGAUCAUUGCGGUGACCGGGCUAAAUGGUGAGCGCUUUAAUCGGAUUGUCUCAGAAGUUGAUGAGCUGGCCCGUAGUUUUGAGGAUUGCUCGAUUUGCAGCUCAGUAAGAAACGAUUUGCUCUCGCUGACCAACACCACCAUCAGCGGCCUCAGCAUGUGCCAGUCAGAGCUGACCGACCUGAGGAGAAAAGUGGAUUCUGGAGAAUCUGCGUGCUCUCAGGUGUGCUCUAACCUUCAGGAGGAGGUGGGACGACUCCGAGAGGAAGUGGAGGAGUGCACAGGACAGUGUAAAACCAACAUCAAUGACCUGGAGAAACGCCUGGACGGUCACACCGUCCACAACGGGAGAUUGGGAGGGGAUCUGAAGUCCAUCCAAGGAGAACUUGCUGGGGUCAUGGUCACAUUCAACUCCAUUAAUAACACGCUGAAGGGCCUGGGAAGGACUGUGCACACACAUGGGAACACGCUGACUGAUCUGACCAACAGCAAGGAUGAAAUCAUUUCCGAGGUGAACAACCUGCAGACGGAGCUGAUGGAGCACGUUGACGACUCAAAGAUUCGACUCGACAGCUUGGGUAACGAAAUCCAAAUAAUCACGAGCAACUAUGUGAAGGAGGUGACGGAGUGCCGGCGGACCAGCGAAGGCCUCGAUCGAAGAAUCACCACGCUGGAGGGAGUGUGCGUGCACGCCGACUCUUUUUCAGACGGCCUGGACGGGAUCAAGGACGGACUGGACGGACACGUGACAGAGCUUUGGAGUAGCAUUAAUGGACUCAACGUCACGGUGACAUCACAAGGAGACGUUAUCCACGACAUCCAGCACGUGCAGCUGGAGAACGUCCACGGCAAGAUACGCGGGCUGAAUUCCUCAGUGCUCGACUUGGCCAGGGAGUUCCACAGUUUCAUAGAACAGGACUUCAUGGGUCCACCAGGUCUGCCAGGACCACGUGGAGAGACAGGCGAGCGUGGAGUCCAGGGUCUUAUAGGACUUCAAGGGAGGGUGGGACCCCCAGGCAGAGAAGGCAAGCAGGGGCCAGUGGGACCACCAGGUCUCAGAGGUGAACAGGGUGCUGCAGGGUCCGAUGCCCACGUGCCACGCCUUUCUUUCUCGGCUUCACUGACUCGUCCGAUGAGACGCGCGGGAACCAUCGUGUUUAACGAGGUCUUUGUCAAUGAAAACAAUGUCUACAAUCCAAGAACAGGUUACUUCACUGCUCCUGUGAGUGGCAAGUACUUCUUCAGUGGUAUUCUUACGGGCCACAAGAACGUGAAGAUCGAGGCCGUGCUGUCCAAGUCCAACACCGGCGUGGCCCGAGUGGACUCAGCCGGGUAUCAGCCAGAAGGCCUGGAGAAACCCAUGGCGGAGGCCAAACACAUUCCCGGAGCUGUAGCCGUCUUCAACAUUAUCCUGCCCAUGGAGGCUGGGGACACCGUGUGCAUCGACCUGGUGACUGGAAAGCUGGCCUACUCCUCUGAACCUCUGACCAUCUUCAGCGGGAUGCUGCUGUACCAGACCGUCUGAUCACAUGGGCUUUAUUUAUGACUCGUCAGUCCGGGUGAAUCUGUCAGCGCGCAACUGAACUCUUAAAGAGACAGAGACAUCGAGACAAGAAGACUGAAAAAUGUGGACUGGAUUCAUUCAGCAAGACAAUAGAGAAUAUACUUAUACAUCUUAUUUUGUUAAGAGAGAAUGAAAAAGGAAACUAAUGUUCAGUCACAGCGAUUUGUGUUUCACAGCUUUAAGGAAAACUUUGUUGCCACUGUGGGGUUUUCAUGUCAUUCUAUACAUAACGUGCUAUAAACUUGAAUUCUUUACUGAUUACACAAUAUUAGCCUUCAGGUCUUACAGGUGUUAAUGAAAGGCUACUUAGUCGGAUGAUACAAGAUAAAAUACACGUGUGUUUGUUUUGUUUUCCACACACAGACACUAUCAAGACUGUUAUGACACAUUUCUGCCCCCAGUGUGUUUUGUAGUUUGUUUUCGUUCUUUUUUUUUUUUCGCUCAGUUUCACUUUGACCGCAAGCAAAUUCCCAGAAACAUUAUGCUGAAAACCAAUUAUCUUGGAAGACAUUCACAGUGAUGUAGGUGGAGUGGGGCACAGUCCAAACCACUAUUCUUCAGAGGGGAAAUCUGAAAUGAAGUCACAGACAGUUCAGAAACCGCAGGAUUUCAUAAAUCGGACGUCAGCACAACAAUAAGACCAUUUUAGGAGGGAUAAUAAGAAGAUUGAAUGGCCAGGGGAAAGUGUGGGGAUUUCUUUUCUCUGACCUAAUAAGGCCCAUCUAAAUUCUCUGGAAGAUCAAACAGUUACAGUUUGGAGUCCACAUUACAUUGAAGUAUUUAUGUAAAGCUAACAAUAACAAACCAAGAAGCUACACAUACCAUUGUCUCUGUGCUGCAAAUCCCUAACAACCUUUCAUCCUGCGUUUAAUUGAAAAGCCUCCAGAGGAAAGUAUGUGCAAGUUAUACUACAAGUCUGUAGAUAUUCUUAAAAGGAAGACUGCACAUUUUCUAUACACAUAUGGCAUUAUAUUAUGGUGGAAGUGACACAUUAAUAUCAGCUUAUCAGGGUUUGCUCAUAUUUUGACACUUUUCUUCAUCAGUGUUAAGUGUAUAACGUGUAACCAUAAAGGAGUGUAAAUAUUUUUCAUCUGUUUUGCCCUUAUAAGAUUUUUAUGAAUUGCCACUUCACUUUGCCAGGUACUGUACAUGUUCUGUAUGAUUUUACCACGUGUGCCUCAAAUACAGCUACCCUGUUUUUACACA